Scleropages formosus (Asian bonytongue) is the source of this 1792-nucleotide messenger RNA. RefSeq names its product serum response factor binding protein 1 (gene srfbp1). Gene Ontology annotation, cellular component: 90S preribosome; nucleus. Lineage: Eukaryota; Metazoa; Chordata; Actinopteri; Osteoglossiformes; Osteoglossidae. The transcript has 3 exons. Gene Ontology annotation, biological process: maturation of SSU-rRNA. The record is from RefSeq and is a predicted model, not a curated record. Bases 134 to 1534 code for a protein of 466 amino acids.
CACGUUCAAAGAUGGCGGCGCCCUUUAGCGCAACCGGUCCGCACUAAAUUGUCAUUUAAGGUGUAGCAGUUCUGUUUUAAGACUGACUCUCAUGUGAUCUCUUCAGGCUCAUAAGUCCCUUAUUCUGAAAAAGAUGGCUGAGGUUUUAAACUUAAACAACGAGGUGGUGAAGAUGAGGAAGGAGGUGAAGAAGGCCCGGGCGCUGAUCAUUCGGAAAGUGAGCCGACAGAUCUCCGCGCUCAAGCAGAAGAAGGGCUGUGAGAGCGAGGUGCAGAAGAACCAGAGGAGGGUGGCCAGGCUUCUGGAGGAGAUCAACCAGAUGAAGAACUUGAAGCCCGACCACGUCACGAAGGAAGCGCUGCAGAAGAACCUCUGCUUUGAAAAGGUUUGCAAAGACCCAAAGUCUACCCUGGUGGAGCGGGCCACGGCUCGGAUCGCCUCACACCCGCAGAUCAGCAAGCGGAUCGAAGAGCUAAAAGCUGCCGUCAAGGCAUUUAAUGACGAGCGGAAGAAGACCCAGGGCCCAGGGAAGCCUGUGAAACACACUGGGGAGGAUGUUGGAAAACCGAAAAACUUGGCAACAGGGGACCGUGACACAGAUAUGUGCGAUGCAGCUACGCAAGACCAGAGUCUCACAGAAGAAGGAGCAAAGAGCACCUGCAAUGUCACCGUUGAAACAUCUUCACGAGAGGAAGGUCUGUCUCCCUUGGACGAAAUAAAGGUCACAGUCCCGCUGGAAGGAAGUUCUGACUCCAAAGCCAAGCAGAGGAACGGUGAAACCUCCGCCGCUCUGAGGAAUUGCCAAGCACUUCCCAAGAAAGGCAAAGAGGUACCUGCAGAAAACCAGUUUGACCUUAAAAAGACAUCAUUUCCUGCUGUGAAAGCAGUGAAAGAGCCUGAGAACAAGAAGGAUGAGGAGAGUGACCUUGAACCAUCUGAUGACGAGGAAGUGAAGGAGUACUUUGAUGACAGUACAGAGGAGCGCUUCUACAGGCAGUCGUCUCAGUCCGAGGACAGCGAUGACGAUUUCUUCCUGGGAAAAGUGAGCAAGGGCAAGAAGAAGAGGAGGACGCAGUCAGAUCCAGAGCAGUCCGACUCCAUCCCCUCGGCAGCUGAGCUGCUGGCAGAAACGAACGAAGCAGGUGGAUACAAAGGGAAGGAGAAACAGGACGGUAAGGCAGUGAAGCUGGAAACAGUGUUUUGUAGGAGUCUGUCAGGUUCCAGACAGGCCCCCCUGGGAGCGGCUCGGGGAGGUUCAAAACCCUCCAGGUUUCAGGGAUCAAGGACAGGCGCAUUAAACAGAAAACUGGCACUGUCCACAAACCAGUGGGACAGUGAUCAACAGCGAGGUAAGGGGAGAGCACAGUUUGGGAAUCCUCAGGGCCACAGAGCACCAGCAGGAAAGGGUGUGGCUCCUUCCCAGAAUGCACAGCAGGUUCUGCAUCCAUCGUGGGAGGCCAGCAAGCGACGGAAGGAACAGCAGGCCCAAAUUAUGGCCUUUCAAGGAAAGAAAAUAAAGUUUGAUGAUGACUAACGGCCUUCUAAAAGAGCUGAUUUAUUGUGGAAUUUGUCAAAAUUGUAACGAUCAGUACUCUUGGUUUAAAAAAAAAAAUUAGAUAUAUAGCUGCAUCGUGUUCAACUUUAUACAUGAAUAAUUAACCAGUUAAAAUUAUUUUUUUGUGGUUUUUUUUUUUUUUUUUGUUUUUUUGCAGUGAAAACCAAAAAUCACUUAGUUUUGUCUUUCCUCUGUUUUUGUAUGACUUUGAAAGACAUGUUUGUAUUUCCUGAAAGA